This is a messenger RNA of Pimephales promelas (fathead minnow), 1071 nucleotides long. RefSeq names its product pleiotrophin (gene ptn). Lineage: Eukaryota; Metazoa; Chordata; Actinopteri; Cypriniformes; Leuciscidae. Gene Ontology annotation, molecular function: growth factor activity. The record is from RefSeq and is a predicted model, not a curated record.
CACACACACACACACACACACUCACACACAUGCAUUCAGUCUGUCGCUCUCACAGAUACCAUUAGCACAGCUCUGGUGGAAAUAGAACGAUAAAGAAAGAGAGAAGAGGCUAAAAAGAAAAACAAAGAGGGGAAAAGGUGGAAUAAAGAACAGAAAAACCAAACUACUCCUCAGACUACAGAAUGCAGCAGCAGUGGGUCUGUGUGGCUUUGCUCGCCCUCCUGACUGUCACGACGACACUGGCAGAUGGUGGGAAAACAGAGAAACAAGGAAAGAAAGAGCGUAAAUCUGACUGUGGCGAGUGGCAGUGGAGUGUGUGUGUGGCUAACGAGGGCGACUGUGGCCUGGGCACCAGAGAGGGCACUCGCACCGGCACCGACUGCAAGCAGACCAUCAAAACACAGCGCUGCAAGAUCCCCUGCAACUGGAAAAAGCAGUUUGGAGGAGAGUGUAAGUAUGAUUUCCAGGCGUGGGGGGAGUGUGAUUCGACCUCGGGAAUGAAGACGCGCACCGGUGUGCUAAAACGAGCGCUGAUGGAUGCUAACUGUCCAAACUCUGUUAGCGCCACCAAACCCUGCGGCAAACCCAAGAGCAAGAUGCAAGAUUCACAGAAACCAAAACGAGACGGAAAGAAGAAGGAGCGAAACCCGGCGGACUAAAGAAGCUCCUCAGAUGAUGACCUCUAACACUAGAUCUAGAUCAUUAUAGCUCACAGAAUAACACAUCAGUGAUUAAAAGAAGGGAAAUGAGUCUACUAAAAUCUUCUAAUGUUGACCCACAAUAUAAAUUAGUGCAUUCUGGGAAAUGAAGUCUAUAAAAGUUAAUAAAUACAUUAUUAUUUUCUUUGUAUGUGGCAUUUUAAACAUUGAUCAUCUUAAGUUUCUGAAAUAUCCAAUAAGUGGUAUGAAGGAGAACAUAUGUAAAUUGAUACUAAUGCAUCAUUAGAAACUGGAACUGUCACAUUAGAAUUCUACUUCCUGUUUGGAACUCCAUGAAGAUUCUAAACUCCGGGCAGCUGAGAAGAAACUAAUGCUUUCAAACUCUUUACAGUCAAUAAAUACAUUAAUUAUA